Messenger RNA from Zeugodacus cucurbitae (melon fly), 806 nucleotides. RefSeq names its product frataxin homolog, mitochondrial (gene fh). Lineage: Eukaryota; Metazoa; Arthropoda; Insecta; Diptera; Tephritidae. The transcript has 2 exons. The record is from RefSeq and is a predicted model, not a curated record. Gene Ontology annotation, molecular function: iron chaperone activity; ferric iron binding; ferroxidase activity. Gene Ontology annotation, cellular component: mitochondrion. Gene Ontology annotation, biological process: iron incorporation into metallo-sulfur cluster; intracellular iron ion homeostasis. The coding region runs from base 47 to 625 and encodes 192 amino acids.
UGACGUUUAAAAAGUUCUUGAACAGCUGAUUUAAUCAUUGUAGAGAAUGUCGAGUUUUUUAAUUUUACGUGCGUUGAGAAUUUCGCUAAAUCAAAAUCCUGGACGAAAUUUAUAUAGAUUAAGUUUCGGCAGACAAUUAACUUUAUCGUCCAAACAGUUAAAUACAUUUUCCAAUUUUCCGCAACGACUUCCAACACACAGAACCUUUGUGUCUACAAACGAAAACAAGGAUGGCACAAACGCAACAUUGGUGGAUAGCAACACAUAUGAGCGAGUUUGCUCAGAGACUCUAGACGCAUUGUGUGACUAUUUUGAAGAACUCACAGAGAAUGCUCCAAGUUUAACCUCCUGCGAUGUCACAUAUGGAGAUGGAGUACUCACAGUCAAAUUUGGGAAUGAGUUUGGAACCUACGUGAUAAAUCGCCAGACACCUAAUAAACAGAUUUGGCUUAGUUCUCCGACAAGUGGGCCGAAGCGUUAUGAUUACGUAGCAACUGAAGGGCAGUUAGGACGAUGGAUUUACAAACAUAAUGGGGAAUGUUUACAUGACCUUUUACAGAGGGAGUUGAAAAAAAUACUGAAGGAACAAGAAUUCGACUUUUCUCAACUUCCUUAUGGAAAAUAAAUGUGAAAACAACGAUGUACAAAUGAGAUCUAUUUAUUUAACAGAUUUUGCACAUAUUAGUUAUGCAACACUCAAAAAUGUAGGCUUCAGAAAAUCAUUUGACUCUAUUAAUUAUCUGCUCUAAAAGUUUAUUUUGUAUAUCCAAAGCCCGUUCUUGCAAUAAAAGUGUCUGCCUCAGCAA